AUGCCGCCAGAGCUGUCAGAUGUGUGGUUCGUUGGGCCUGUAGCAGAAGCCGUAAAGACGGUGACCGAGCAAAACGUGGUGUUUCUCGUCUAUCUAUACGACGAUUCUGACGAGAGCAAGCAGCUUGAUUCUGUGUUCCAGGAUGAUAAGCUGAUGGAAAUCAUGAAAGCAAAGACAAUUGCACUGAAAAUGCAGAAGGAUUCCGAAGAGGCCAAAUUAUUCGGCCAGUUGUACCCAACAUACCAAGUACCAGUAGUGUAUUUUAUCAUACAAGGAACAAUCAAAGAUUAUGGCAUUCACAACAUGAAGAGCGAAGAUAUCAUGGAUAAAAUAAAGAAAAAUAGUCCUGCAAUUGAUACAAAGAAAAAGCUAGAGGACAUUCGCAAAAAACGUUUAGCAGAGGAAGAAAAGCAAGCAAGAGAGGCAGAAAUAAAGAGAAGAGAAGAUGGAAAGCUCGCACAGGAAACACAACAAAGUCUACAGGACAAACAAAACAGGCUUCACCUUGAAAAAGUCAAAAAGGAACGCAAAGCUAAUGAGGAGUACAGAAAGAAGGUGAAGGAGCAGAUUGCAAAGGAUAGAGCAGAUCAGAUUGCUGCUAGAAAAGCCGAGAAACAACGCCUUGAAGAGAGCAAAAAGCAGGAGCAGACUGCUGUCAGAUCAGCUGGAAACGCUAGUUCUGGAGGGUAUUGGGAUCACAGCAAUCUGAAUAUAAAGCAACUUGACGGCUGCAGUCUACGACACAGUUUCUCCUCAUCAGACACUCUCGCAAAUGUCACAGAAUGGAUUGAUAAGAUGAGAACAGAUGGCGACAUGCCUUAUAAAUUGUUUGCACAGUUUCCAAAUCGAAAUUUUGAUAUUGGCGACGAGCAAAGGACAUUAUUGGAACUAAAGUUAUGUCCAAGUGGCACGCUUAUUAUGAAGCCUAUCAAGAAUGCUUCCAUUGCUUAUGCUGGAGCAUCAUCAUCGUCAUCAGCAUUUGGCAGUGGAGGUUGGAUGAACUAUCUGUCGUCAGCUACUGAUGCUAUCUACAACUCUGUGAGCCAAGUAGGAGCAUCUGUGGCAAAUUACCUGGUAACGCCAACAGCAACUGCAGAACAUGGAAGACGUUUAGGUGGAAAUGGCGAGCAACAAACAUCUACUCUUGUAAAUGCAUCAAGUUCUGGCUCAAGCGAUCGCAAUGUGAAUACAUUACAUGGCAAGAAAUAUGAUGAAAGUGAUGGCGAUAAGAGACAGACUUACAAUGGCAACUCAGUGAAUCAUGAAUAA
Messenger RNA from Mucor velutinosus, 1269 nucleotides. RefSeq lists its product as uncharacterized. The record is from RefSeq and is a predicted model, not a curated record. Gene Ontology annotation, cellular component: endoplasmic reticulum. Bases 1 to 1269 code for a protein of 422 amino acids. Gene Ontology annotation, molecular function: protein binding. NCBI's taxonomy places the organism in Eukaryota, Fungi, Mucoromycota, Mucoromycetes, Mucorales, Mucoraceae. The transcript has 9 exons.